AUGGCUUGGAAGGAAAUUUCGGAACAACUCAAACAACCAGCUGCAGCUUGUAAAAAAAGGUGGCAAGGGCUAAGGGAUGCAUACAGAAGAGCAAUAAAUAAGAAAAAGGGCAAAAAGUCCGUUGAGCUGACAAGCAACGAUGAAGAGUCUCAGAACAAAGAUGCAGAAACUGAAGUUCAGAACCCUAACUCAAUCAAUGAGAUUAACAAUACUGAUGCUGUGGAUGUGACUGCUCCUCAAGAUACUGAAAUUCGAAACGAAGAUAACACUAUUAUCCACAAUAAAUCCACACAACCAAAAUCACAACACAGUCAAGCAAAAAAGACAAAGGGAAUAAAAAGCGCUAAAAACCUACCAUUAUCAGCAUCCGCUGUGUUGAUGUCUAGAUUAUUAGACCAACAAGGAAGUGUUCCACAACAACGUGAACACGAUGAACUAGAUCGUUUCUUUUUGAAUAUAUCAGAAACAGUAAAAAAGUUUUCACCUUACCUACAAGCAAAUGCAAUAGCAAAACACAAAAUAUUCAGUUUAGUUUCCGAAAUGGAGUAA
Parnassius apollo (apollo) is the source of this 549-nucleotide messenger RNA. The record is from the annotation of a GenBank genome assembly. NCBI's taxonomy places the organism in Eukaryota, Metazoa, Arthropoda, Insecta, Lepidoptera, Papilionidae.